ACGUAUCGAUAACAGACAAUCACUUUGGCAGCCCUGGAUCACAUAUGUUAAAUGUUUAUUUACAAAACUAAGUUCAACUAUUGGAUCACCAGUGUCGUAUCUAGUCAAUGCGGCUGUGUUGUCUGCGACCAACAGAUGAUUUAAAAUCAAAACAAUAUAGAAUAUAACCAUCAGCUUAAUGAAUUCGUCCGGAGAACUGCAUCCAAAUUGGCUGGCCCUGACCACACUGCCACUGCAACUCAAGCGGUUCGUCCGUGCAGGAGAUCCGGAUAGUGUUCCCGAGUCCCCGAAAGCGGUUAAGCACCAACUUAAUGGUCUAAACGGCGCGGAGGCUCAGGAGUUCUACAAGGAAGUCCUGGAUGCCCCUACCACCAGCCAAGUUCCACCCCUCAGUUCUAGUAAAACAAAGGAAACAAAGGUUGUUCCGAAGAAGCCCAAACUGCCAUUUGAUAAGAGCAAGUUCUUCCGUUUGGCAACCAGCAACCAAGUGGAGGAGCUGAGCCAAAUGGAGAUCUACGAAGAGGAUCUGAAUUCCCGCGAUACCUUUGGCUGGACUGCCUUGAUGAUGGCUGCCUGUGAAGGAGCCACCGAGACAGUGGCUUGGCUUCUCCAGAAGGGCGUCCAUGUCGAGACAGCAGACAAAUCCGGAAAUACUGCUCUUAAGCUGGCACAGCGAAAGGGUCACUCGGAAGUAGUUCAACUUUUGCAAUCUCGACCCAUUUCGGCUGAAGGCAGCGAUGGGGAGGAGUCCGUGGAUAUCAACAGUCCAUUUUACUGCGAAAUCUGCAAAAGGGACUACAAGGAGACCCCCUGGCCAGAUCAUCAAACCUCCACCGUGCACCAGUUCAAUCUAAAAGCCCUGCCCGCCCAUAAACUACACAAGUUUAAUAUUUCCGCCAAGAAUCGGGGACUGCAGUUGAUGGUAAAACAAGGCUGGGAUCAGGAACACGGAUUGGGACCCAGUAAAAGUGGACGACUGUACCCAGUGAAGACCGUUCUUCGCAAGCAACGCACUGGCUUGGGAAUCGAACAGCAACCGGCGAGGGUGACUCACUUUGGAGCCUAUGAUUUGAACGCUGUUCGAAGAAGGGAUCCCAUAUAUCAGCAGAGACGAACGCGGAGCGAUAUGCAGCGGGAAAAAGUGCAGGAAUGGAAACGGGAGCGGCAUCUGCGCAGGGAAUUGAGCUAAGAUUAUUUGACAUAUAAAGCUUUGGGUGAUUUAAUUGUAGCAUACUUGUUUAUAUGAAUAUGUAUUUAGUUUAAGUCGUUAAUUUUGAUAAGAUUAAAAUAGUUAAAAUAAAACCUAUAAGCUUAACUUAACGCAUUGACUGG
Molecule: messenger RNA, 1332 nt
Organism: Drosophila subpulchrella
Lineage: Eukaryota; Metazoa; Arthropoda; Insecta; Diptera; Drosophilidae
Product: G patch domain and ankyrin repeat-containing protein 1 homolog
Exons: 1
Coding region: 179-1189 (336 amino acids)
Molecular function (GO): protein binding; nucleic acid binding
Source: RefSeq, a predicted model, not a curated record